UACGGUCACACUAGUAAAGUAACUCAUCAAAAAUACAUCGCAGUUGUUACGUGAAAGUUUUCAAACGCUAAUUUUUAUAUUUAAACAGUGCUUUUUUGAAAUUUUCCUUCGCAAAAGUGUCUGGCAGUGAUUGUACAAAUGUAUUAGCAUAAAAAGCAAAAACCUAGCAACUGCGAUUACUUGCAAACCAAAAAACUUGAUCAACAGCAGGAUCAAGAUCUUGGAAACGGAGUCCACAAUGGAUCAGCUAUUUCAGAGCUGCCGCGACGAUGAGCGGAGGAUCGGCGAGGAGUACCUGUCCAGCCUGCAGGACCUCAACUGCAACAGCAAGCCGCUCAUCAACAUGCUCACCAUGCUCGCCGAGGAGAACAUCAACUACGCCCAUAUCAUUGUCAAAGUGGUGGAAUAUUACAUCAGCCAGGUGCCGCCCGAAUUUAAAUUGCCCAUACUAUAUUUAAUUGAUUCGAUAGUAAAGAAUGUGAAAAGCAGCUACGUCCAAUUGUUUGGGCAAUGCAUAGUCAACAUAUUCCUGCACGCCUUUGAGUCGGUUCAGCACUCACAGUCGCAGCUUUUGGAAAAGGUGCGGGAACGCAUGUACGCCCUGCGACAGACCUGGAACGAGGUCUUCCCGCCCUCCAAGAUGUACGCCCUGGAUGUGAAGGUGAAGCAGCUGGAUAACAACUGGCCCAUCACCGCCAAACAGCCGGCUAAAAAGAUCCACGUCAAUCCGGCCAUUCAUGUGAACCCGGACUUUCUAAAACCGGGUAUGGUGCCCGUGAUGCCCGUCAAUCCCACACUGCCCAGCGACAUGGAGGAGAUACUGCAGGCCAAGACUCGCGAACUGCUGGAGCUUAAGAAGCGCAAACUGGAACUUGAGCUGGAGCAGACCAAGAAGCAUUUAGAGGAGCAGGAGCGCCAGCUAAACCAGGCCACUGACGCCAUGGCUGUUGGUAGCGGGGCCAUGCCUGCUCCGCACGCAGCUGCUAUUCGUCCGCCCAUCAUGGAUCCCGGGCUGGCAAUGCGCAAUCAACGCGCACCGGGCAAUGCUGGUCCCAUAAUGCCACAGCAGCAAUUUGCCAACAAGCCAAAGGUCAAUCCCGUCAAUCCGGCGCUCUUAAAUUCAGUACGCCAACGAGAUCCGCGACUGGCGCGUCAAAUGCAGCCGCAGUCCUCACAUCCGGCCGCGCCAGCUCGCAACGAUCCCCGCCUGGAGGCCAAGUCGUCGUCCAGCUCUACACAGAAAUCUAGUCGAUCGCGCAGCAAAUCGCCAGUGCGCAACAGCAGCAGUCGCUCGGGAAAGAGUGGAAGUGGAAGCUCUCAUCACAGCAGCUCGUCGAGCCGCAAGCGCAGCGAGUCCAAGAGCUCCACUGCCUCCUCGUCCUCGUCGGGAUCGGAAGUGCGGCACAAGAGCGGCAGCAACAGCAGCAGCAGCUCCAACCAGUCGCCGGUGAAGCGAAGCGGCAAGCAUUCGUCGAAGGAGCCGUCGGAUCGCUAUGUUCGCAAUGGCUCGCCCACGGGAUCUUCGAAGCGCAAGAGCAGUUCGCCGAGUAGUUCGCCCUCCAAGUCAAAGCGCAGUGCGUCCCACAAGUCGUCCUCAUCUUCGUCGCGAGGAAAGCCAUCUUCUUCGGGACGAUCGCGCAGUCGAUCGCCAGUCUUCAUGGACGUUGAUCUGCGCGGCAAGUCACCAGAGACCAAGGCGGCAGUAGCUCAGGUGGCCGCCUCUUCAGCAGCAGCAGCACCUAAAGCAUCAAAUGAUUUAGAGAAACGCCCUCCUCCAGCUCCUCCAAGUCCGCCGAUCAUAGAUGUAUCGAGUAUGGACAUUGACUUGAGGCGGCCCAAGACGCCGCCUCCCCCAACAUUCGACUCGGAAGCAUCGGAAGGCCAGGAGAAGAAGGAACCAAUUGGUAUUGGCGGCAACAUCAGCAGCACAAUAAUACUAGCUAGUGGCGCCUCCAACGCCUCCCCGCCAAUCGCGUCCACUUCCAAAUUGCCCGCAAAAGUGUCGUUCAAAAUACAGAAACAGUUUAAUAAGUUAGAAAAAUCUACAGCGAAUCUAUCAACAGCAUCACUGCUAAAUCCCAAUUCCACGACUUCAGCAGCAGCAUCAUCAGUCAGGCAGCCAUCGCCCAGUCCCUCGUCCUCGUCCGUCUCCUCGCAGGGUAAUGUAUCCGAUGCCCUGCAGCUGUCGAUCAACAAGUUGCUCCAGGUGCAAGGUGGCGCCUCCGGUGCCGCCGAGAAGCGUCCCGCCGACGACCUGCCUCCGGAGAUGGGCGACGAGGAGCAGCCGCCGCAGCAGAAGCGCAGCAAGUCAACCAAACUGGAUGCUCUCUUUGGCAGUGAAGAUGUGGACCUGCGCCGCGAGAUUCCAGCUGUUAAGCCAGGAGUAAUUGUUGUGGAAGACGACUCCAUGGAUAACUGCGAUGUCAGCAAGCCAACGAAGAAAUCUGGUUCGCCUCCAAAGAGGGCCACGUUUAGUGAUGUGCGGGCCAAGUUGGCCAAUUCAGCUAGACAGGAGAAUAAAAUGGGAAAGUCUGACAAAGCAAAGGAUCAAGCAGUAUCACAGCGAAUUAAGCAGCUUGCUGAGCUAAAAGCCAACGAUGACUCGCAGGAGGCGCACGACGAGAAAGUUCGCACGAUUCUCAGCCAGGCGCAGGAGAUGUACGAGAAUCACGGCAUGAACCAGGAACAGUACAAGGAUCUGGUCCAAAACCUGGUUAAUGAGACCAGCAAGAAGAAGGAUGCCCGGCGAAGGGAUGAUGAUCUCGAGCGCAAUGCAGCCAGGGAUGCAGUGCUACGCAAACGCAUUCCCAAGCUGAAGGGCAACGAAAAUCAUUCCUCUGGCUCGCCGCGCAGCGAUGGUUCGCCUCGCUACGAGGAUCAACCGGUGGUGCCUGCUCCAGAGAAGCCCUCCGUAAAGAGAGACAAGACCAAGCGGGACAUUAAGCGUCGCAAGCCCAGCAAAUGGGGUGAUCAAGUGGAUCCUGGUGUGGCACAACGCAAUGCCUGGCAGUUGGCCAAUGCGAAUAAUAAUAAUAACAAUAACAAUAUAAACAACAUAAAACGCGUGGGGAUCCAAAUGCCCGUUCAGCAGCCGCAGCAACCUGGAUUCCGUGGAAUGCCUUGGCAACAGCCACCGGCCAUGGUGAUGGCCCAGUCGGCAGUUCCGCCGCCACCGCAACCGCCGUCGAUGAUGGGCCUUCCACCAGUUCCCCCGGUAACCAUGACCAAGGCCAUUAAUUCCCUGGACAAUCCCAUGGCCGAUGUGGUGCGCAGCAUCACCAUCGACGGAGGAUCCAAGGAGAUUCGCUUCUACAACCAAGUGGCCAUCAUCUUUAUGGACGGCGAUCAGCCGCAUGAAAUUGGUUUCCAGCCGGGCCAACGGGUGAUCCUAAUCGAUCACAAUGAACCGCUGCCGCUGUGCUUCAACGACGACUACAAGCCGUUCCAGUUGGACGGUCAGCUGCACCGCAUCCGCUUCGGUUUCCCAUCCCGCGAGCUCUACAUCGACGAUCACUGGUACGAGAUCUACUUUGGUGGGCCGCCCGUAUCCCUGCCCAUUGGCAACAAGAUGCAUGUGAUCAAGGCAGAGGGUCCGCCGCCCAAUGUGGACAUUGGUCGAGUGCGUCGCGAUCUGGUUGUGGGCAAGAUCAAUAUGAUUGUGGAUGCGCAUAAUAUUGUGCCCCUCUUCCUGGACGCCAGGCAGCAGACCUUUCAGCUGGGCGCCGAACAGCAUUCGCUGCAGUUUGUGGACAGUUUCCAGUACGCUCUGCUCGACGGACAGCUGCAGAAAAUCGAAUACGGUGGUUUGCCCAAGGGAAUGACCCUAAAUGGCGGACGCAGCUGCUUUAUAAGAUUUGGAACGCUGCCCAAAGGAGUCAUUGCGGGCAGGACACAUGUGGCCGAUAUGGUUUAUAUUAAGACUGAAGCUCCCGCAGAGCCACCCAAGCCGCCGCCGAUGAUUGUGAGACAACCGCCCGUGGUGGAGCAACCCAAACAGGCGCCUGCUGCCGCUGCCGUAGCUCCAAUUUCCCUGCCAGCAGCCGCCGCAGCUUUGGAGAGCUUAAACAUCAAUGAUUUGUUCCAGAAGCUUGUUUCUUCGGGAAUAAUUGGAGGAGCUGCUGCUGUGCCCGCUGCAGAUUCUUCGGCGUCUAAAAAAGAAGAAACUAUUCCUGCCAGCGAACCCUCAACUGCAAAAGCAACUGCAGCAGCUGCUCCUGUUCCUGCUCCAGUGCCUGCUGAGCCCAUCAAGCGCAUCGAUCUCCACAAGCCGGAAACCAUCAAGACCCGCCAGUCUGCUGUGGUGGCCACUCUCUACCUGGGAAUGCAGUGCAGCAGUUGUGGAGUGCGGUUCCCGCCAGAGCAGACCAUCAAGUACAGCCAGCAUUUGGAUUGGCACUUCCGGCAGAACAGGAGGGAGCGGGAUUCCACCAGGAAGGCCACCUCCCGCAGAUGGUACUACGAUCUCAACGACUGGCGGCAGUACGAGGAAAUCGAAGAUGUGGAGGAGCGAGAGAAGAAUUUCCUCGAGGCGCAGGGACAGCCUGGCGGCAUUGAGGCGCUCGAAGAGCUGUCGCAGCAACGCUCGCUGGAUUCACCGGUGCCCACCUGUGCGGCUGGAACCGAUGACGUGGAUCACUGCUGCGACAUGUGCCACGAGAAGUUCGAGCAGUUCUACAACGAAGAGCUCGAGGAGUGGCAUCUGCGCAGCGCCAUUCGUGUGGAGGAUAAGAUCUACCAUCCGCUGUGCUACGAGGACUACAAGGCCUCGUUGAAUCCGCCAGCGGAGGUUAAGUCUGAUAAGGAUGUGGACAUGAACAACACCGAUGAUAAUGCCAUGGACACACUGAUCAAAGUGGAGGACGACGAUGAUGAAGAAGGUGCCGUCAAACCAUCGCAGUCUAUUAUAGAUGACGAUGACGACGAUGUCAUUGUGCUGCCCAACGAAGAGCCCAGUGUCACGGAAAUCGUCGAUGACGACGACGAGGAUGAAUACGUUCCGGGCAAUGUGACGCGAGCGGACAUGGGCAACGAGUCGCAGGACAAGCCAGAGUCCAGUUCCGAGACAAAGGAGCAGGAGAAAGAGAAGGAACAGCCACAAAGCGAAUCGGCCAAUGAGUCGGAUGUGGAGAUCCAAGAGCCAAACAUUCCCUUCACCGAUCUGGACACCUAUGUGGAGAAGGAGAUGGAUGAGGCCACCCGAGCGGCGCUGCUCAAUGUGAAGAUCAAGGAAGAGCCCAAGGACGAGUAUGAGGAUGACGAGGACGAUGGCUUCGAGGAUGUGGGCACUGUGGUGUCCCUCCUACCUUUGCCCGAGGACGAGAUCUCCAUACACAGCAGCGAAACUCAAACGCACACCAUCGGCUCCUCGGCCUCGCCGGCCACCAUCGAACGGCCCGCCUCGGUCACGUCGCUCUCCCUGCCCGCCAACGAAGCGGAGGACGAGGUGGCGGAGCAGGCAGAUGCCUCAGUGGCCGCCGUGGUGGAUUCAGAAGCGGAACUCAACGGAGAGCGGCAGGAGUCCACGCAUAACCUGAGCGCAGUGGGUCCGGCGUUACCUUUGGCUAGCAUAGUUAAUAAAAUAAAGAUAAAUAUCACUAAGAAUACGAGUAGUAAUAGUCAUAAUAGUGCCUCCAACGCCACGACGACGACGGAUUCGCAAGUCUCGGCCAUCAGCGUCAUCGGUGGAUCAGGAGGAGGAGGAGGAGAUGCCGCUGCUGGUGGAGAUUCCGCGCAGCAGCAGGUGAACGCCAUUCAGACCAUUUCCACCAUUCCAGUGCUGUGCGGCGGCAAUACGUUUGUGCCCAAGAUAGCCACCAGCACUCCAUCCUCCAGCGUAAUCAGCUCGAUCUCGGUGAUUGGCAGCAGUUACGGCGGCAGCAGCAACAGCAGUAGCACCAGUGCAUCUGCAUCUUUGCCGGCGGAGACGACAGCUAGCCGGAAAUCGCCCACCCCGCCGCCGCCUGCAGUCGCCGCUGAACCCGAUCCGGAACCCGUCGUGGAGAUGAAGCCGGCGCUGCGGAACGCCACGCUGAAGCGGACGAAGAAGGUGCAGAACGGCAUCGAAACUUCGGGCCUGUGCUCGAUCAUGUAAAUCGAGGGAUCGAUCAGCCAGCGAUAUAUUCCUAUUUAAUUUUUUAACUACAAUUACUUUUACACGUUACUUAGUUUUAGAUAGCCAGCGAGUCGUUCUCCGCCGGAGAGCGUCGCCUCGUGAUCUUGUAGGUACCCAAAUAUUUUCCCCCCUCCGGCGCAUCAUAAAUAAUUUAUUACCUAAAAAAACAAAUAACUGGCAAAAUUUAAUAAAAGAAAGAAAUCUACAACUUACAGAAUAAAAACAGAGUAUACAUAAUUUGUGAUAACUUUAUAACACUAGCAAACUCGACACAUUUCUUUGACCAUUAAAAACCAGCCCAACUAAUGUGUAAUAAUGCAUAUUUUUUAUGCCGAUUUGAGAAAAUAAACAACGAAAAAUAAA
Molecule: messenger RNA, 6475 nt
Organism: Drosophila takahashii
Lineage: Eukaryota; Metazoa; Arthropoda; Insecta; Diptera; Drosophilidae
Gene: Pcf11
Product: Pcf11 cleavage and polyadenylation factor subunit
Biological process (GO): termination of RNA polymerase II transcription
Cellular component (GO): cytoplasm; mRNA cleavage factor complex
Molecular function (GO): mRNA binding; RNA polymerase II complex binding
Source: RefSeq, a predicted model, not a curated record